Molecule: messenger RNA, 1236 nt
Organism: Akanthomyces muscarius
Lineage: Eukaryota; Fungi; Ascomycota; Sordariomycetes; Hypocreales; Cordycipitaceae
Exons: 3
Coding region: 1-1236 (411 amino acids)
Molecular function (GO): DNA binding
Source: RefSeq, a predicted model, not a curated record
AUGGAGAAUCAGUCGGCACCGUUGGUUCCUACAUUCGAGGGGCAUAUCUCGACGACUCUUGAUGGUCUCAUACUCUUCGAGGCGUGCUUGACCGGUGUCCUUAACCAUGUCCCCCGUCGUCCUCACGAUCGUGAGCGUCAAGAACUCAUCAAGAGCGGGAACAUCUUCAUCUACGAGGAGCACUCUUCCGGCAUCAAGCGCUGGACCGAUGGAGUCUCCUGGAGUCCAAGCCGAAUUCUUGGCAACUUCCUGAUCUACCGGGAGCUGGACAAGCCUUUCCCCCCUGGCGAGAAGAAACGAGCCCUGAAGAAGAGUAAAAAGUCGCCUCAGGGUAUCGUGAAGUCUGAGCCGCUGGCGACCCUGAACAUGCCAUAUGUGGGGGCUGCAGGUCUUGAUCAAUCCGGCAACAGCAAAGACCAGGAACGAUCUCUAAUCGGCUCUCUUGUUGACUCGUACUCUUUCAAGGAUAACGGUCUUGUCAAGAAGACGAUCAGCGUCUCUUUCAACGGCGUCACCCAUCACAUGGUCAGCUACUACAACGUGGACGACGUUACCUCGGGGAAGCUUGAAACCCCAUCCAGCAGCGUGCAUCUGCGAGGCAUUACCCCUCGCCCCGCGCUCUUGCUUUCUCAGAACUUCCGAACUCCCGUCCAUGAGGUUGAGUAUGCGCUGGCGACCGACAAUACCGGGGCCAUGCCUACCCAGUAUGGUCCUGAUCACGGUUCCAUCAACGGCGGCACUGGUGUCCUUCACCGUGCCAUGAUGCAGGGAAACCUACAGAACGCCAUGAACUUGAAUAGCAUUCAUCAAAGCGGCUCGUCUCCUUCUUACAUGUUUCCACAACAUGCUACGACUACACCAAACGGCUACCCGGCUUCACAUUCUACGGCUACACCGAACGGCUACCCAGCCUCGCACUCUACGAAUACACAGAACGGCUACCCAUCUACACAUCCCACGAGCGCACACGACGGUUACUCAGCUUCACAUUCCGCUGGCGCACAAAACGGCUACGCGGGUCACGUUGCAAAUUCGAGUUUCCAGGCUGCUAUACCGCAGCAGAUGUCCUACGGAGGCAAUCCAGCGGGCAACUACUCUCUGUAUCAUCAUAUGGAAGGUGCUCCUGGGGAAGUCUGGAAUUUUCCGGUUUUCUGCACUUCUACUCGGCACAACGUCGUUGCCCUUGUUAUUGCUACUGUAUUAUUUAUCACCUGGGAGCGACGAGCGUUUUUUUGA